This is a messenger RNA of Zasmidium cellare ATCC 36951, 1056 nucleotides long. RefSeq lists its product as uncharacterized. Gene Ontology annotation, cellular component: eukaryotic translation initiation factor 2B complex. The transcript has a single exon. Gene Ontology annotation, molecular function: translation initiation factor activity; guanyl-nucleotide exchange factor activity. Bases 1 to 1056 code for a protein of 351 amino acids. The record is from RefSeq and is a predicted model, not a curated record. NCBI's taxonomy places the organism in Eukaryota, Fungi, Ascomycota, Dothideomycetes, Mycosphaerellales, Mycosphaerellaceae. Gene Ontology annotation, biological process: translational initiation.
AUGGCGACCUCACAACCCCCCACCACCGAACCCCCCUUCGACAUCGUCCAAACCUACACAAACCUCCUAACCGAAGACCCGGACCUCACCAUGCCCGUCGCAGCCAUCGAAUCCCUAAUCCACGGCCUCUCCCACACCCCCUCCACCACCGUCUCCGAAACCCUCGACCUCGUCUCCAAACUCACGACGCAACUAAAAACCUCCAUCCCCAACUCCAUCUCCCUCUCCGCCGGCACGGACAUCUUCCAGCAAUACCUCAUCGCCAACCUGCAGAAACCCGGGCCGGGCGGCCUGAGCGGGGAUUUCGAGAAUAUCCGCAGUCACCUCGUGCAGAACGGGCGGUUGUUCGUGGAGCGGGCCAAGGCGGCGCGGGAAACGAUCGCGGGGUUUGGGAGGCAGUUUAUCCGGGAUGGGAAUACGAUUUUGACAAAUGGUGGGUCCAGGGUUGUGGGUGCGUUGCUGAGGAGUGCGGCGGAGUCGAGCAAUGCGAGUGGGAAGGGGAGUAUUCGGUUUCGGGUCAUUUAUGUUGUGUCGACGGAUGAUAAGGAUACGGAGAGUGCGGAGAAUAUCGCGGCUUUGAGGGAGAGGGAUAUCCCCGUGGCGACGAUCCCGCCGACGGCGAUUGCGUAUUGUUUGGAUCAAGUCACGCAGUGCUUCGUGGGAGCCGAGGGCGUCGUCGAAAACGGCGGGAUUAUCUCCCGGAUGGGAACGUACCAAAUGGGCAUGCUGGCCAAAGCAGCGGGGAAGCCCUUCUACGUCGUGUCUGAAUCGCACAAGUUCGUGAGGCUGUAUCCGCUCGGACAGCAGGACUUGGGCAUUCAGCAGAACGUGGUCGAUUUCCAGACGGCGAAGGGGUCGGAGGGUGCUGAGGCGCAGGUCAGGGAUGAAGGUGUGGCGGAUAUGGAUGUCGAGACGAAGUUGCAAAGUGUAGCGAAUUGGCGGCCUGAGGAUGCGGUCGACUACACGCCCCCGAAUCUGAUAUCUGGUAUCAUCACUGAGUCGGGCGUGUUGCUGCCAAGCGCUGUCAGUGAGCGGCUGAUUGAGAUAUGGUUUUGA